Molecule: messenger RNA, 1433 nt
Organism: Hippocampus comes (tiger tail seahorse)
Lineage: Eukaryota; Metazoa; Chordata; Actinopteri; Syngnathiformes; Syngnathidae
Gene: pdx1
Product: pancreatic and duodenal homeobox 1
Exons: 2
Coding region: 460-1212 (250 amino acids)
Biological process (GO): type B pancreatic cell differentiation; regulation of transcription by RNA polymerase II
Cellular component (GO): nucleus
Molecular function (GO): RNA polymerase II cis-regulatory region sequence-specific DNA binding; DNA-binding transcription factor activity, RNA polymerase II-specific
Source: RefSeq, a predicted model, not a curated record
AUCGAAGAACUUUGAUUUGGAUCAUCUGAGACAGUCAACUAUUUACAGUGGACUGGCCGCCCGUAAAUAACAAUAAUCUGUGUACAAUUGACACCCAUUGAAAUGCAUUUGGGGAGAAAAAGUUACCCCCCUCACCCAAAGUUAUGCAAUAAAAAGAUAAAAAUUAAGUAUUUUCUACGAAAAACAGGUGUUGACUCGAAAAAAAAUAUUAAAUUAAAGCAGAUCAGCGAAUACGAGAAUCUGCGGUUGCCGAAGGUUCCACGACAUAAAUCCAGUAAGUCAACACGUGGGUUGUGUUUACUUAGUUCAAUUUAGCGAUGGCUCCACUCAUCCAAUGGACGGCCUGGCAUCCGGCUCACGUGAUCUUGGCGCGGGCACACCUGCACACGCCGAGUGGGCGCAGCCACCAGAGGAGAAGGUCCACGCCAGGGGCGAGGGCCCUGCAGCCGAGCGGCAGCCAUGCAUCGCGACAGUCACGCGUACCAGCAACUCGCGUUCAAGGACUCCUGCGCGUACCAGAGGGCGGCGAACCCGGACGACUUCGCCCACAACCCGCCGCCCUGCCUCUACAUGAGCCGGCAGGUGCAGGCCGGGUACAUGGCGGGAGCCACCCUGGAGCCGGCAGACGGCCUGGUGGAGCCCGCCUACGGGCUCCCGCUGCGUGAGGACCUCGGGAUCCCGCUGUUGCACCACCACCAGCAGCAGCAGCAGGCGGGCCAGGCGCCGCAACACCCGCCGCCGCUUACGCCCGCUGCGGCCUUCGGCGACACGGACGAGCACAGCCGGUUUCACCUUCCUUUCCCCUGGAUGAAAAGCAACAAGGCACACUCCCACGCGUGGAAAGCACAGUGGACAGGUCCGUACAUGAUGGCAGAGGCCGAGGAGAGCAAGCGCACCCGCACGGCCUACACACGAGCUCAGCUUCUGGAGCUGGAAAAGGAAUUUCUGUUCAACCGCUACAUUUCCAGGCCGCGCCGUGUGGAACUGGCGCUUACCCUCAGCCUGACGGAACGCCACAUCAAGAUCUGGUUCCAGAACCGCCGCAUGAAGUGGAAGAAGGAGGAGGACCGGCGGCGGGCCAGGAGGGGCGAGCCCGACCAGGACUCGGCCGUCACCUCUGGGGACCAGGGUGAGGUGGCGCCGGUGGCGGGGGUCUCGCCGCCACUCUCCCCAGAGCGCCGCCACCUGGAUCAAAAGAAUACACUUUUUUGACGCCUUAUAAGAAAAAUCGUCAUGGAGGGAAGUAGGAAGGGGUACACACACAACGAUAAUCAGGGAAAAUCCGAUGAUUUUCCCUGCUUUGCUCAAUUUUUAGAUGUUUAUGAACAAUUAUCUUGAGCAUUUAUUCUGCGGCGUGGGGCCUGUCAGAGGUGACUUUUUUUCCCUCUCCAAUUUGCUCUGUCAGGGUGUACAAUCGUGAAUCUUAAACUCUU